AUGUCGUUAACUACUCCCUCAGAACACAAGUGGAUCCUUGGUGACAAGUUCGACCAGGUAUACCCUCAUCUUGAAGGUAUCCAGGCAUUGUGGGAAAAGAAAUGGGCUUUCCCUUGCUCAAAGUCUCUCUACCCCUUCCACGAUGGCAAGUUUGAAGACUUCGAGCCUGUCUUCAAGACCUUGAUCUCGAAGAACAUCGAUUCAGGCUACACAGACGAGUACACUCGUGAAUUCGUUCCCACUGCCGAACGCCUCGUUGAAGAGGCCGACAAGCUGGUGUCCUCAGACAAGGACGCUGCCUCAGCCCUUUACCUCCGUGCCUGCACCGUCUACCGCAUUGCUCGCUUCCCUUACAUCAACUCGGACUACAAGCGCGAAAUCUACGAAGCACAAAAGAAGGCAUACAUCAAGGCUGCUAGCCUUUGGGACUGCCCGAUCAAGGAUGUCACUAUCAAACACACAGCAGCAACCUCGGCCGAUGCUGAUUCUGUACCCNUCUACGUUCGCCUGCCUAAGGAUGCGUCAAAGUCGAAGCCUUGCCCUGCUGUCCUGCUCAUGUGCGGACUCGAUGGACACAGGCCAGACAACACAACCCGAAGUGAUGAGUUCCUCACGAGAGGAUGGGCUUCGGUCAUUGUCGAUAUCCCUGGUACCGCUGACUGCCCUGCUGACAGAAAAGACCCUGAGGCUGCUGAAAGACUGUGGACAAGCAUCUUGGAUUGGAUGUCGGGAGAAGGAGUUUUCGACAUGAGGCGCAUAAUCACUUGGGGACUGAGCGCUGGAGGUUACAACGCAGUACGUGCAUCUUGCGUUUAUGAGCCACAUCUUUGCAGGCUACACUUCAAGCACCAUCCACUAACAUCAUUCAGGNUCCGCGCAGCACACACCCACUCUGACAGACUCGCUGGUGCCAUCGGCCAAGGCGCAGGAACACACCACUUCUUCUCGCGCGAAUGGCUCGAGAAGGCUCAAUGCAAAGAAUACCCCUGGAACGCUCUACCCGCCCUUACGGAAAAGUUUGGCUACAAGGACCACGAUGACUUUAUGGACAAUGCUCAAGAGACUUGGUCACUCGUCAAGACUGGUGUUGUCAACAUGAAAAGUUGUCGAUUACUGCUUAUCAAUGGAACAAUCGAUGGAUUGAUGCCAAUUGAAGACUCUAUGCUCUUGAGUGAGUUUGGCUCACCCAAGGAGAUGAGGUUCAUCAGUCAUCGCUUGCACAUGGGUAAGUUUUUGUCUCAGUCAUUGUCGACUUUGAAGAAGUUAUAUGCUGACCUAUCUUUCUCCCAUANNGGUUACCCCGAGGCGAACAGUUAUGUGUAUCCCUGGAUGGAACAGGUCAUGGCUUCUGUCCAUUGA
This is a messenger RNA of Aureobasidium musti, 1359 nucleotides long. Lineage: Eukaryota; Fungi; Ascomycota; Dothideomycetes; Dothideales; Saccotheciaceae. The record is from the annotation of a GenBank genome assembly.